Trichomonas vaginalis G3 is the source of this 291-nucleotide messenger RNA. RefSeq names its product protein serine/threonine kinase protein. NCBI's taxonomy places the organism in Eukaryota, Parabasalia, Trichomonadida, Trichomonadidae. The transcript has a single exon. The record is from RefSeq and is a predicted model, not a curated record. Bases 1 to 291 code for a protein of 96 amino acids.
AUGGAUGAAGAUUUAAGAGAUAUCAUAUCUAACUGCCUUGAAGUUAAUCCAGAACUUAGGCCUGAUAUUGAAAUCAUUUUACAAAUGAGAUAUUUUUCAGCUUUAGAUUCUUCUAAACCUCAAUGUUCAACUUUCAAAUUAAGCAUUCCGAGAUCAGAAAGAACCGAAUAUAGAAGUGCCAUCUUAUCAGUUCCAAUCAUCAAAGAAAUUUCAUCUGGUUCGCCUGUUCGAAUGUCUCGAAUUCCAUUUGCAAGACGCCUUGGAAGGUGUUCUUCUGAGAAAAAGUUAUAA